GACCCUAUGGACGGGAUCCUUCAUCCUUCCAUGAUGCACCAUACGACACAUGCCUCUCGACGAUUUGAUGAAUACUAUCGAUGUUAUCCCGUAGCGAUGCUUCCAGGCCCGGAACGUGAGAACGUGAACCAUGGAGGCAAGGUGAUCAUGCCGCCUAGCGCUUUGGAUAAGCUCACUCGAUUGCAUAUUACCUACCCUAUGCUUUUUGAGCUUCAUAACGGGGCUAAACAACGGAUGACCCACGCCGGUGUACUGGAAUUUAUUGCAGAGGAGGGCAAAAUAUACCUACCGUUUUGGAUUAUGCAAACGCUUCUGCUAGAACCUGGAGAUUUGGUACAGAUAAAAUCGACUGAUCUUCCCCCAGGCUCUAGAAUAAAACUCCAGGCCCAGUCAACAUCAUUCCUUGACAUCAGUGAUCCUAAAGCCGUGCUCGAGAACGCCUUUCGAAAUUUUUCCUGCCUAACUAAAGGCGAUGUCUUUACAUUUUCUUACAAUGAUCAGAUAUAUGAGAUGGCUGUACUGGAGACAAAGCCAGAGACAAGCCAAAACGCUCUGUCUGUACUAGAGACUGAUUUAGAGGUCGACUUUGCGCCCCCAGUGGGAUACGAAGAACCGAAGCGAGUAAGCGGGGCCAGUACUCCAUCAAGUAGUGUUGUCAGUGGUUCGUUACCUUCUGGAGGAACUCUUCAUUCUCACGGGACAAUGGCGCAGUCGAUCAAUUAUGCAGCGAUAGCCCCAGGGUCGAAUGAUGCCGUGAGAGCAGCCAAUGCAGCAUCGUCUAAUUUUCACGGUAGCGGCCAACGACUCAACAUGAAGAAGGGAAGUAAAUCAUCUACCCCUAAGUCUACAACCCCUGCAUCUGGAAAAUCCAGCAACCCACCGCCUGCACCCCCUACGCGAAGAUCAAACGGCCCGCAGCCACUAAGGCUACCGCCGGGGAAAUUAUUCUUUGGGUAUGCAAUCACCCCGGUCAAGAAGAAAGAAUCCAGCGAUGCAUCCGCUGAAACGGAAGCACAGCCUAAAUUCUUGGGCACCGGCCAGACUUUACGGGGGAAGAAGAAAGGGUCAGGGCUUGCUGAACCGUCCGCUCCAGCCUCUGGCAGUGACACAGAAAAGAAGGAUAAAGGCCGAACAUUGGGAGGAAGAUCAAAUCGCCCGAAGUAA
Molecule: messenger RNA, 1164 nt
Organism: Microsporum canis CBS 113480
Lineage: Eukaryota; Fungi; Ascomycota; Eurotiomycetes; Onygenales; Arthrodermataceae
Product: ubiquitin fusion degradation protein 1
Exons: 2
Coding region: 34-1164 (376 amino acids)
Cellular component (GO): VCP-NPL4-UFD1 AAA ATPase complex
Molecular function (GO): polyubiquitin modification-dependent protein binding
Source: RefSeq, a predicted model, not a curated record